Pseudophryne corroboree (corroboree frog) is the source of this 2652-nucleotide messenger RNA. It is a transcript of the gene DNAJC7, whose product is annotated as DnaJ heat shock protein family (Hsp40) member C7. Lineage: Eukaryota; Metazoa; Chordata; Amphibia; Anura; Myobatrachidae. The transcript is spliced from 14 exons. Bases 90 to 1571 code for a protein of 493 amino acids. Gene Ontology annotation, molecular function: protein binding. The record is from RefSeq and is a predicted model, not a curated record.
UGGGUUCCUUUCUUUAUUUGGUACUUCUGAUGGCUCGGAGGACCCGGAAGUCGCGUCUCUUUCUCCUUCCCUUGUAAGCCGGUGGUAAGAUGGCGGCAACCGUGGACUGCGAUGUGAUGAUGGCGCCAGUGGAACCGGAGAGAAACGCGGAUGAGCUGGAAAGGGAGGCCGAGAUGUACAAGGAGAAGGGAAAUGCAUUCUAUGCCCAGAAGGACUACAAUGAAGCUUACAACUACUAUACUAAGGCCAUAGAUUGUUCCUUCAAGAAUGCCAGUUACUAUGGCAACCGAGCAGCCACCUUGAUGAUGCUAUUGAAGUUUCGGGAGGCACUGGAGGAUGCUCAACAAGCAGUGCGGCUUGAUGACACCUUUGUGAAGGGUCAUCAACGUGAGGGAAAGUGUCACUUGACUCUGGGAAAUGCUAUGGCUGCCACACGCAGUUUCCAAAAGGUGAUGGAACUGGAGCCAAAUAAUGAGCUUACGCGGCAGGAGUUGAAGAACGCAGCUGCUGUCCUAGAAUAUGAGAGGAUUGCAGAAGCUGACUUUGAAAAACGGGAUUUCAGGAAGGUUGUGUUUUGCAUGGAUCGAGCCUUAGAGCUGGCCCCCGCCUGUCACCGCUUCAAAAUUCUCAAAGCAGAAUGUCUGGCGCUACUUGGCCGCUACCCAGAUGCCCAAUCCGUUGCCAGUGACCUCUUACGGUUGGACUCUACAAAUGCAGACGCACUGUACGUGCGAGGGCUCUGUCUGUAUUAUGAAGACUGUAUCGAGAAGGCUGUACAGUUCUUUGUGCAGGCCUUAAAAAUGUUCCCAGAUCACCAGAAAGCUCGGUUAGCCUGCAGGAAUGCAAAGGCUUUAAAGGCCAAAAAGGAUGAAGGCAACCAAGCAUUUAAAGACAGCAAUUAUGAACUGGCCUACAGACUGUACACAGAAGCACUCAGCAUAGACCCCAACAAUAUCAAAACAAAUGCCAAAUUAUACUGUAAUCGUGGCACUGUCAAUGCAAAGCUCAAAAAACUGGACGAGGCUAUAGAGGAUUGUACAAAUGCGAUAAAGCUGGAUGAAACGUACAUCAAGGCAUACUUACGGAGGGCACAAUGUUAUACAGACACAGAGCAGUAUGAAGAAGCAGUUAGAGAUUAUGAAAAGGUUUACCAGACAGAAAACACAAAAGAACACAAGCAGUUCCUUAAGAACGCACAACUGGAAUUAAAGAAGAGCAAGCGGAAAGAUUACUACAAGAUACUAGGGGUGGACAAGAAUGCAUCAGAAGAUGAGAUCAAGAAAGCUUACAGGAAACGAGCUUUAAUGCAUCAUCCAGACAGACACAGUGCUGCUACAACAGAAGUUCAGAAAGAGGAGGAAAAGAAAUUCAAAGAGGUGGGCGAGGCCUUUACAAUCUUGUCCGAUCCAAAAAAGAAAGCUCGCUACGAUAGCGGGCAGGACUUAGAGGAGGAUGGAAUGAACAUGGGAGAUUUUGAUGCCAAUAAUAUAUUUAAGGCAUUCUUCAGUAGUCCAGGAGGUUUCAGCUUCGAAGCUUCCGGACCUGGAAAUUUCUUCUUCCAAUUUGGGUAACAAACCCACUCUUCCUGCCUGCAACUCCAUUUGCCCAACAUCCUAUGUCCCUACUGCUCCCUCAUCUCCCAUCUCUGUUCAAGUGUUUUAACCCAGAAUAAGGACAUUAUUUAAACAGACUUUCAAUGGCAUCUUUAUGUCUCUGUUUAUUAGAGAAUGUGUGUUCUUUUGUUUUUUUUUAAUUAAUAUUAUUUUGACUCCCUCUCGGUUUAAAUAACUUUCCAUGUGCUGACGUGUGAAGGAAAUUCUGAACGCGGCAUGAACUAAAAUCUGAAAUAAAAUGUAAGAUCCUGACAAAUCUUGGGUAGAACAUUUGUUGCUGCUACAAAUCUUGUUUGGGGUGCUUAUAUGGAAGGGGAAUUCACUAUUUUGUUCCUGCACCCUGAAAGUCUUUUUUCUGGACAGAUACACUCAAUUCUCUGGAACUUUCCAUUCUCACGCUUCAGAACCAUGCAUGCUCGGAGACCGGUAUCAGCACCCACACAUGUGUGGCCUAAUCUCUACUUAGUUCAUCAAAUCUGGAAACAUAGUACAGCGUAGCAGAACUGUAUUUUCAACUGUUCCAACUCCCCAACGGAGCAGAUCUAAAUGAGAUCACUGGAAUAUUGUGAGUGUCACACUUUAAGUUGACGAUUUCUGUACAUGUUUGCUCUUUACCCAUUUCCCACAACUCCUUUACCAUUUAGUCUAAUGGACUUGUUGCCCUGUUGGAACAUUUUAUGCUGGGUAUGGCAGAGAAUUGAUGAUCAAACUGGAUUCUUUACAUUUUUAUCUGGCUUAGAUCUUGUUUUUUUAUUGUGUAAUCUGUAUAAACGAAACAUUGUAACUGGAUUGGCUACAAAAAAAAAACAAAAGCGCAGUAUUCCUUGUACAUCGAGAUGCCAUUUAUUGGAUGGAGUGGUGUAGUACAUGCGGGUUACAAUAUGCCAUCUAAUUAGAAAUUCAGUGCAAACAACAAAUAACAAGCAAGUCAAUGCAGUUGAUGCCAUAAAAACUUGUAAUGUUGUCCAUUAAAAGUUCCCUUCAGUGCAAAGUAACCAUUGUAAAUAUGAAGGAUUUCAAUAAAACCAUAUAAAACCAC